AUGCAAUCAUCAGUAAAGAGUUUAACAAAAUUGGUUGGUACAUCGACAUCAUCGUCAUUCACCUUGAGAAACUAUGCAGUCGGUCAGAAUGUACUCAACAAGACCAACUACUUUUUGGAUCAGAGAUAUAAUAAGCACAACGUAAACGAUAUUUUCGCCAACAAGAAGGUUGUCGUUGUCGGUAUUCCAGGUAACAGCCCAGUCGAUACCUUCCAACAUGUACCAUCAUUCGUUAACAACUGUGAUAAGAUCUACUCUAAAGGUGUAAACUACAUCGUUUGUUUAUCAACAUUAGAUCCACCAAUGUUAAAGGCAAAUAGAAUUAGUUUGGAUCCAAAUCAAAGAUUGACUCACUUGUGCGAUGAGAACGGUGCAUUCGCAGAGGAACUUCAUCUCUGUCAAGAUCUCGAGGUUCAUGGUUUGGGUGUAAAAGCUCCAUACGUUAAAUUAAGAAGAUUCGCACUCAUUGUCGAUAAUGGUAACAUUGUAUUUGAAAGUAUCGAAAAGCAUGACGAUGAUUACUCACAUACAGAUGCUGAAACUAUUCUUAAAAACCUAUAA
Molecule: messenger RNA, 561 nt
Organism: Heterostelium album PN500
Lineage: Eukaryota; Evosea; Eumycetozoa; Acytosteliales; Acytosteliaceae
Exons: 3
Coding region: 1-561 (186 amino acids)
Biological process (GO): cell redox homeostasis; hydrogen peroxide catabolic process; cellular response to oxidative stress
Cellular component (GO): cytoplasm; peroxisome; mitochondrion
Molecular function (GO): thioredoxin peroxidase activity
Source: RefSeq, a predicted model, not a curated record